CGAUAGAUAAUAGAAAUUUUCCUCAAGUGACGUACCGACGCGACGUGUUGACGUUUUUUGUAAUAUUGCUUCGCUGGAUAUUUCACUUUUACAUACGUGUCAAGUGAGCUUGUGCGUGUUCGGCUUUAGAGCCUUUAAUUUUAAGACAAUUGACAAAUAUCACUGAUUUAUUUAGAACAAUGGCACCUAAACAGAGAAUGCGUAUCGCCAACGAAAUUGCCAGCAAAAACAUCACAAUGAGGGGCAAUGUUCCCAAAACCACAAAGGAAAAGGAAGAUCAAUAUCCAGUAGCACCAUGGCUCCUAGCUCUCUUCAUAUUUGUAGUUUGUGGUUCUGCUGUCUUCCAAAUCAUACAGUCCAUACGACUGGCCUAAACCCUCUGUGAUUUCCUUCCCGACUGAUAAUUUUAGUAACAUAAGAAAUUGUGGCAUACUCUACAUGGUUUUAAACAAUGAAGUUAGUAUGUAAAUAAUGUCUUUUAAAUAUAAUGCUGUUACUGUAUUUGUUUGUCGACUUUAAUGUUUCAUCCUUUACGUCUCUACAUAUACUGUGCCACAAUUUCUACAAAACACCACAACCCCUUGUAAUGAUUAAAUAUUUUGUCAAACAAACUGUUUAAGCUUACAAGGUGACUGCGCAUCUCCCCUAUGUAGCUUUCAUAGUUGCAUCUAAUUGUGUUUAGUCUAAGCGCAGGUUUAAAUAUAAUCUCAAAAAACAUUAAAAUGUACUAUAUUCUUGUAUAGUGUAAAUUUAAUUAGACUAGAUUCAUACUUGGCAAUUUUGUUGUAUAAAUUUUUAGCUCAUCCAAAGACCCUAAAUCAAAAAUUAACCAUUAUUUUUGGUUGUUUGUGCUGAAGUUUACCAUAUGAAGUUGCCCAGUAUGUUGCUAGCCUUAAUAUUAAGAUAUAACCAAGCAUUUCGAUAUAUUAAUGAAAUUAUUUUUCCAUUCCUGAAUUAUUUUAUAUAAGACCAAUUUAAGAAAGACGCACAACAUCAUAACUUUGUUCAGCAAAAUUAUGUUUUGUGGAUUAUUAUUUUUUUUGUAUAAUAUUAGUAAAUUUUAUUUUAUUUUUAAUCCGCGCCAUCGUUAUGAAAUUAUUUGUCGGUUCUAUUUUUAAUUUUAAAUGUAAUUUAUUUGUUUAAAUACAGUAUAUUUGUCAA
Messenger RNA from Nymphalis io (European peacock), 1161 nucleotides. Its product is annotated as stress-associated endoplasmic reticulum protein 2. The record is from RefSeq and is a predicted model, not a curated record. NCBI's taxonomy places the organism in Eukaryota, Metazoa, Arthropoda, Insecta, Lepidoptera, Nymphalidae. The transcript is spliced from 3 exons. Gene Ontology annotation, cellular component: endoplasmic reticulum. The coding region runs from base 180 to 374 and encodes 64 amino acids. Gene Ontology annotation, biological process: endoplasmic reticulum unfolded protein response.